Molecule: messenger RNA, 2608 nt
Organism: Xiphophorus couchianus (Monterrey platyfish)
Lineage: Eukaryota; Metazoa; Chordata; Actinopteri; Cyprinodontiformes; Poeciliidae
Product: gamma-crystallin M2-like
Exons: 10
Coding region: 800-1654 (284 amino acids)
Biological process (GO): visual perception; lens development in camera-type eye
Molecular function (GO): structural constituent of eye lens
Source: RefSeq, a predicted model, not a curated record
GAUAAAGUCUCAGUGUAGCCAACCAUUUUUAGGAUUUGCUGUGUGAGCAUGCCAAGUGAAGAUCUCCAAGCUCCACUUUCUGCUCCAUCAGCUUGUGUUUAAAUAUUAUAGUUGUACCAUUUACCUGGAAUUCUCACCAGAUGUUGGUAACAACCCAGUAAGUCCACACAUUCAAUUAAAUAAAACUAACUAUAAAUGUUGUGUAGUAAAACAAAAUGGCACAUGGAACACAAAGACAGGAAGCCAUUCAGAAUAAUAAAUUAACAGCCACUUUGUUCUGCUUGGCACUUCUCUCUGCACAGUGAAGGAUGGUUGUUUAAUCUCCAGGCAACUUCUGACAAACUUUACAGUAUCUAAUUGGUGCAUUACAUAUGUCACUGAUGAAUGUUAGCAACUGAGUGAAAUUUGAAACUUCAACGGAGUCCAGACCUCCAGGAAGCAAUUGUUUCUCAGUAGCUGAGAACCUGGGCCCUCUGGACGAAGCAAAGUGUAGUACAAGGGGCUUGGUUUCAGUCAAGAUAGCAAAAAUUUAGAACUGAAAAUCUCCUUUUGCUUUCUUGUAACGAUGGGUGCUUUCAGCGAAGUACAGUUUAUGCUUAUAAAACCCAUUGGGCUUGAAUCACCAUGUAAUUGCAAUGAAUCUUUUCUAAGCUGUUUAUGGUUCUAACUCUUACAAAGCAAACACUGAAAUUUUUGAGCCCAUGUGAAUGAGUGCAGGGGAGGGCUUUGGUCGAUCCUUCUCUAUACCCACUUAUUCCUUCCAAGGGUUUAUGGGGGUGAAGCCAUUCUUCAGUGGUCUAUGAAUUCAUUUAGCUCCCAUCAUAGGACCAACACAUUGGACAAACAAGACAACCAAAGAUUCACAUGCCCUCACACUUCAGGGCAAUUUAUACAGUCAGCCUAUCCCCAUCCUGUGUUUCUGGGCUGGGGGAGGAUUCAGACAAAACCUACACACACCAACAGGGAGAACAAGCAAACUCAACAAAGAAAGGUCCAAUCUGGACUGAUGCAUAAACAUUUCACUCUGAAAAUGGAGACAAAGCGACUGAAGAGAGACGUUCAAUUACUCAUAAGUAAUUAUGUUGGUCAGAAGAUCCUGGAGAACUCAUUUGAUCCGAGUGGGAGGGGACGCACAACGGUGCUUGAUGACUUGGUUCAGUAUGAUCUUGAUGCCUUGUGGUUGAGCAGAGACAGUCGACAUGUGCUUGAUGCAGACAUAAUUGGAGCCAUUUGCAGCUUAGGAAGUCCUCAGCAUCCGAAUCGCUUACAGCGAGAAGCAAUGAUCCUCUCAUGUUUCGCUGGAAUUAUUAUGAGCAGACUGCCAGUGGAGAAAAUCCUGGCUCUGUACAGAUGUAAGCCAGUUGUUUCUUUACCCAGCCAUCAGUCUAAGGGGUCAAUUGUAUGCCCCCUCACUCUGUCCUACCAUCCAUUUGCCAUGCUCAGAUCUUACAAGGCUGUACAACAUGCCAAGAGACACAAUCAGAAGCUGAAAAGAUGGCUGUCUGAGCAGGCAAAAGCGAGAGCCCCAAAGAGACCCGUUCCUCCACCAUCCUCAUCUCCGUCUUUGCCUGAGUCCUUUCUCAGCGAAAGCAGUGGUUGUCAUCAGGAAGCAGCUGAGCACUAUGAGGGUUCACAAGAGUCUUUGCAGGACUGAAGCUGCCAUCCAGCUGUGUGACUUUGGUUGAAUGUUCCUCACAAUGGUUUUCUGUAAUUCUGGCCCAUUCCUCCCAACAGAACUGAACUGAUGUAACUGAGUGAGACGUGUUCACUGAGUGAGACCACUUCACUUACACACACAUGUUCAGCUUUGCUCACAUUUUUUUCUAUGGGACUAUGUUUAAGGUUUUAUGGUCACUAAGAAACAUUUACUUUCUUGUCCUUAAGCCAGAAUGUAACUAAUGCAGAUAAAUAUUUGGCGUCAUCAGUUUCCAUCCAAGUUUUAACAUCUUGGCUAAUGUCUUUAGAUCUUGUUUUCUCCAUACCGUUGUUUUCUCAUGACCCCGUCUACUAUAUGAAGAGCACCAGUCCCUCCACAACAUCAUGCUGCCACUUCAUACUUUCCAUUUCAGUUGUUCUUGCAAAUUUCCCCCAAUUAUUUCAUCACAUGUAAAAAGUGUUUACGGUCAAACACUUUAAUUUUAGAUUUGUUCAAUGAGAGGACAAACCCUAAAAGAAUUAGGAUCUUUGACGUGCAUUUAGCUUUGAUAUUUUAGUCUAUAAGAAGCAUACGAAGCCAUGACGUCAACAUUUUGUCUUUCCCCAAUUGCUUAAAGUAGCUGUUUAGUCAGAUUCAGUGUUAAUCAAUAAGAAAAAUGUCUGUACUUGUAAAAUAUAUUGGAGCCAAACUUACAUCUACCCUGUGUGGUCCAAUGGAAGGUUAACAUAACAUGUUUAAACUUAUUCUAUGUAGAGCAAUGAACAAGCAGAGUUGUAUAAAUCUGAUAUCAUGUCACCAAAGUCACAUUUUCUGUUGGACUCCACCAGCUGCACAGUUAUUGUUGACCUCUGGCAUGUUCCCCAACAAAGAUUAAACUCCUCUGUGUUGAAUGGGUGGAUAAAAUGUGUUCCUGAUGUUGAUAUCAAUAAAGAGGGCAGAGAUGGUCAGUAA